AAAAGCCAUUUGUUAACAGUCGGAAGUAUGGUAUGGUUACAUGACACUGAUAAAACAAAUCUUGUAAUUGAUAUGUGUUAUCACAACUUGAACAGAACAUAAACAGUUGUAGCGGUUGUGCAUUUACAAUAAAUACGCUGUGAUCAAACGCGUUGGGUUAUUCUUUCAGUGUAAAUCGUGAAGAAAACAAGAUGGACACGAAAACAGUGACCGUGGAUGCAAAUCCUACUAAACCUACACCCAAAUCUUCAAGUGGUAACGGUGGAUAUGACCCUGUGAAUCUACAAGAAGAUCAUUUUGGUUUUCUAAUGGUUGAUGGCCAAUCAAAUCCGGUGAGACGUUUUACAUGGCGUAAUGAUAACAAUGUAAGUGUUCAAGUCAUCACGUACGGUGCAACAAUCACCAGCAUCAAGAUGCCGGACAAAAAUGGUGUCCUUGGUGAUAUUGUCAUGGGUUUUGAUGACAUGGAUGGUUACCUCAACCGGUUGAAUCCGUACUUUGGCGCAACUGUGGGCCGCGUGGCGAAUCGCAUCGGCGGCGCGAAGAUCAAUAUCGACGGCACAACCUACCGCGUCACCGCCAACUUAAGAGAACAUCAGUUGCACGGAGGACUCAAAGGAUUCGACAAGGUAAUUUGGGAUUACUACGUCACCGGUAACAAAGUAAUCAUGAGCUAUGUGUCCGAAGACGGCGAGGAGGGCUUCCCCGGCGCGGUGCUUACAACAAUAACUUACGAACUAACCGCUGACGAUAAGUUCCUCAUCGAUUACAAGUGUAAAUCAUCCAAGCCUACUUUUGUCAAUCUUACAAAUCAUUCCUACUUCAACCUUGCUGGGCAUGACAAAGGCGCUGAAGAAUUAUACAAACAUAUUGUUUGUAUCAACGCGGAUCGCAUUACAGACGUCGAUAAGGACUUCAUACCGAAUGGGAAAUUUCUGCAAGUUGCGGAUACAGUGUUCGACUUGCGCGUUCCCAAGAAACUCGGCGACGUGAUCACAAAGAUCCCCGAGGUGGGUGGCUACGAUCACAACUUUUGCGUGACCAAAGCCAGCGAACAAGGAGAUACAUUCAUCGCAAGAGUGGCGCAUCCUCCAAGCGGGCGCUCGCUUGAACUCUACAGUAAUCAACCAGGUGUGCAAUUCUACACCUCAAAUUCCAUCCCGAAACAUAAGGAUAACUACGCUGGUGAUCUUACAAAACUAGAUACAUUAGUGGGAAAAGAUAAUGCGACAUAUUAUGAACAUGGUGCGCUCUGCCUGGAAACGCAAAACUAUCCGGACGCCAUCAACCAUAAAAACUUCCCAAAGGCGGUGCUGUACCCGGGUGAGACCUACCAUCACACAGUCGUUUACAAACUCCUGCGGGAAGUGUAACACGUCUAAACUAUGAAAAACUAAUCAAAAUCCUGUGUGUUAAUGGAAUCGUGAAUGAAAUAAACGUUAAAAUCGC
Molecule: messenger RNA, 1449 nt
Organism: Dalotia coriaria
Lineage: Eukaryota; Metazoa; Arthropoda; Insecta; Coleoptera; Staphylinidae
Product: galactose mutarotase
Exons: 7
Coding region: 192-1373 (393 amino acids)
Biological process (GO): beta-D-galactose catabolic process via UDP-galactose, Leloir pathway; glucose metabolic process
Molecular function (GO): aldose 1-epimerase activity; carbohydrate binding
Source: RefSeq, a predicted model, not a curated record